Molecule: messenger RNA, 4237 nt
Organism: Lycium barbarum (goji berry)
Lineage: Eukaryota; Viridiplantae; Streptophyta; Magnoliopsida; Solanales; Solanaceae
Product: TNF receptor-associated factor homolog 1a-like
Exons: 13
Coding region: 188-4042 (1284 amino acids)
Molecular function (GO): protein binding
Source: RefSeq, a predicted model, not a curated record
GUAUAGUAUUAUUCAUUUCCUCAUAUUGGCUUCUUCAACCUAUAAAAACUAAAAUCUUUUUAUUUCUCUACGCAGCUUCCUUUUAUUCACAAAAAAUAAACUCUUAAUUCUCUCUGCUUCAUUCAGCUCUGUGCUUCCUUUUUAUCGAUCUUCUUCAGGUGAAGUUGCAGGAGUUGUGGAGCGAGAAAUGGCUUCAAGUGCAUAUGAGGAGGCAGGCACAGCAAGGUCUUCGGAGGGAGUGUCAAGUGGGCAGCAGCAAUGCCAAAAUAGUGAAGCAUUGGCGGAAUGGAGGUCAUCCGAGCAGGUAGAAAAUGGAACUCCAUCAACUUCGCCUCCUUACUGGGAUUGUGAUGACGAUGAUGAUGGUGGCCCUAAACCUUCUGAGCUAUAUGGGAAAUAUACGUGGAAGAUUGAUAAGUUUUCACAAAUUAACAAGAGAGAACUUCGGAGUAACGCAUUUGAUGUUGGUGGCUACAAAUGGUACAUUUUGAUAUAUCCUCAAGGAUGUGAUGUUUGCAACCAUCUCUCUUUGUUUCUUUGUGUGGCUAAUCAUGACAAGCUCCUUCCAGGUUGGAGUCAUUUUGCUCAAUUCACUAUAGCUGUGGUGAACAAAGACCCGAAGAAGUCCAAGUAUUCAGAUACAUUACAUCGUUUCUGGAAGAAAGAGCAUGAUUGGGGGUGGAAAAAAUUUAUGGAGCUGUCGAAAGUUUUAGAUGGUUUUGUCGAUGCUGAUACCCUCAUAAUUAAAGCUCAAGUUCAAGUAAUCAGGGAGAAAGUAGAACGUCCCUUCCGUUGCCUUGACCGUCAAUAUAGACGGGAGCUUGUUAGGGUAUAUUUGACUAAUGUGGAACAAAUUUGUCGCCGUUUCGUGGAAGAGCGACGAGUAAAGCUUGGGAAGUUGAUAGAGGAUAGAGCGCGGUGGUCAAGCUUCUGUGCUUUUUGGCUCGGCAUGGACCAAAAUUAUAGAUGCCGCAUGUCCGAGGAGAGAUCAGAUUCAAUUUUGAAAGUGGUUGUCAAGAACUUUUUCAUAGAGAAGGAGGUUACUUCUACUCUUGUCAUGGACUCCUUGUACAGCGGGCUUAAGUCUCUUGAAGGCCAGAUGAUGGGCAAGAAAGGUAAGGCAAAAUACUCGGAUGCAGUAGAACAACUGGUUCCUAUUGUCCGUUUGGAGAAAAACAUGUUUGUAUUGGUGGAUGAUGUAUUGCUAUUGCUUGAGAGUGCUGCAUUGGAGCCAUUGCCUCCAAAGGAUGAGAAAGGCCCUCAAAACCGGACAAAGGAUGGCACUUCUGGAGAUGAGUUUAACAAAGAUUCAAUUGAGCGUGAUGAGAGGCGUUUAACUGAAUUAGGUCGUCGAACCAUUGAGAUAUUUGUUCUUGCACAGAUUUUUAGUAAAAUAGAGGUUGCAUAUCAGGAGGCAGUUGCUUUAAAGAGGCAAGAAGAGCUCAUCCGUGAAGAGGAAGCUGCUACUGAAACUGAGCAGAAAGCUAAACGAGCACCUGGAAAGGAAAAAAAGUCCAAGAAAAAGCAGGCUAAACAGAAGCGGAAUAAUCAAAAAAUAAAGGAUAAGGUUAUUGAUGAAAAAUCUGCUGCGGCGGAGCUAUAUAAGACUGAUCAGGAUGGACCUAUUUGUGAUGGAACGUACAUGAAUGAGGAGCCAGAAGUGGUGCAUGAAAGACCAGAUGUACUGGAAGCAGUAUCGGAUGUUUCUGAUUCAAUAGAUUGUGUCCCAGAGGUAAUUAAUCCCGACUCUGAUGACAGAGAUGCAAGUCCUGUCAAUUGGGAUACUGACAGCUCGGAAGUUCAUCCUUCCACGGAAACUAGCUGCAGUGGGUUAAGUGACCUUUCAGCAGUGCAAAAUGGGUUAGCAGGAAGGAGAAGUCCUUCUGUAAUGGAUGAUAGUUCAUCGACAUGUUCCACGGACUCAAUUCCUUCAGUGGUUUUGAAUGGGCCUUGGACGCCUUCGAACCAUAAAAAGCAGAAAUCACCCAGCAGAGGGGAAAACCAAAGAAACAAAUCAAGUUGUAAAGCAGCCGAUUGGGAUAGUGAAACACUAAGUCAGCCAUUGGAUGCUGUUUCGGAUGUAGGGCAAAGUGAUACGAGUUGCAGGGCGCCUGGAUCUGAGUCUCAGUCUACUGUGCUUUUGUCGAGUGAGCAGCGAGACGUGAAGAAGGAAGUAGUAGCUUCGCCACAGAGGAAGCCGAGGAAGGCUGAGACAGAGAGACCUUCCAAGGAGAAGUCAAGUGUCCAGUCUUCUCUCAAAAGCCCUACAAAAGAUGCAGCCUCUGCUGUUCAGCAAAAGUCACAGACGAAGACCCCCGUCACGAGAGAUCCUAUUUUGGUCAAAAAAUCUUCUUCAGAUGGUCCCAAGCUUUCUGAUAAACCAGCUCAGGUGGCUAAUUCAUCUGAAACUGCUGUCAUGUUGAAGGCUGAUCCUCAUAAAACUGUAGAGCCAAGGGUCAAGGAUAAGCCCUUGGUGCAGGCUGCUUGUGUUACAGCUGGGAAAGCCCCGUCUCAACAUGUAACAGUCCCUGCUACAACAGAAAAUUUCAAAUGGCAACAAGUGCCUGUCAUGUCCAGACCUUUGAGUGAUCCUUUAGUUUCUGGACCUAGGCCUGCUGCCCCGCCUGCCCCUGUUGUUUCUAUGGUUCAGACAAUGCCAUCACUGGCUCGUUCAGUGAGUGCAGCUGGUCGAUUGGGUCCUGACCCUUCACCGGCAACUCACAGUUAUCUCACUCAGUCGUAUCGGAACGCAAUUAUGGGUAGUCCUGUUUCUGGAACUCCACCUAGUUUUGGUCAACCUCAUUCUCCAAUUUCAGCAGUUAACUCAUCAUACUCUCAACAGCCUCCUGUUUCUGGAAGUCCGGCUAGUCUUGGUCAACCUCUUUCUCCAAUUUCAGCGGUUAACUCAUCACAUUCAUACUCUCAACAACCUCCAGUGGUUUCUGCGGCGUUAUUUUUACCACAGGGCUUGGAAAGAACAGAACCUAGUUCUGUCAGACCAAGCUUUUCAUAUGGAAUGGUGAAUAAUGGCAGCUUGCAGAAUGGACUGCAAUGGGACAACAACAGGAGUUUGUCGCAAGAUCAUCCUUCUGCAUCAAAUGGAAUGGUGAAUAAUGGCAGCUUGCAGAAUGGACUGCAAUGGGACAACAACAGGAGUAUGUCGCAAGACCAUCCUUCUGCAUCAAAUGGAAUGGUGAAUAAUGGCGUCUUGCAGAAUGGACCGCAAUGGGACAACAACAGGAGUAUGUCGCAAGACCAUCCUUCUGCAUCAAAUGGAAUGGUGAAUAAUUGCGUCUUGCAGAAUGGACCGCAAUGGGACAACAACAGGAGUAUGUCGCAAGACCAUACUUCUGCAUCAAAUGGAAUGGUGAAUAAUGGCGUCUUGCAGAAUGGACCGCAAUGGGACAACAACAGGAGUAUGUCGCAAGAUCAUCCUUCUGCAUCAAAUGGAAAUAGGAACUUUGACAUGUUCAAAGCUGUAAACAGCAGAACACAUGAUCACCUUCCUGAUUCUCUGGCAUGCGCGUCAGGACGAGGGCCCCAGAGUGUAGCAGCUGCUGAUGAAUUUCCUCAUCUUGAUAUAAUUAACGACUUACUGAACGAUGAUCAUGGGAUUGGAAGGGCUUCUUCUAUACCCGACUUAGGCUUUCAAAGUUUUAGCAGUGGGUUGCAGCAUCUGAAUCAUGGGUUUGCUUUCCCAGGCGAUAUCGGCACGCCAGUUGAUCUAGGUCCCUCAUCGAGCUCGUGUAGGUUUGAACGAUCACGAAGUUAUCAUGACGUGUUCCAGCAUAACUACUCUGGAGGCCUUUAUGAUAGUGCUAGUGAUAUGAUUAUGCAGCAGCCCGAUCCGCGACUUAUGAACGGGCAUCAUAUCGAUGGGUUAGUUCCUAACCAGUGGCAAAUGAUGGGUUCCGAUCCCUCAUUUCUUGGAAUGAGGAAUGGGGCCAUUGAUGGUAGUCACCCGUAUCCCGUCCCAGACUAUUCGAACUUGGCGUGUGGUGUAAAUGGGUAUGGAGUAUAUAGGCCUUCAAAUGGCCUUUGAGAGCUUCUAUGGUGGAGCCUAGUCUUGAUUAUUUUCCCUGUCUUCCUUUGUAAUAAUGCAUUUGAGAGGAGUCUUUUGGUCUUUAAAGGAAACAUUUUGUAUAGAGUGGUUCUGCUUUGUUUCGAAUUUUUAACUUUAAAAAAACAUGGCUUUGCUAUUGCUCCAGACUGGUAUUUGAAGUUUGGCUUUUUCUUA